This is a messenger RNA of Hydatigera taeniaeformis, 687 nucleotides long. The record is from the annotation of a GenBank genome assembly. NCBI's taxonomy places the organism in Eukaryota, Metazoa, Platyhelminthes, Cestoda, Cyclophyllidea, Taeniidae.
AUGUUCGAUGCCGUGACUUAUGCCUACUCACCUUCUCUUUCUCUUUCCAAGGAACGACCAACGCUCGAUAAUCCUUCAGCAGCCGGCGCUACAAACAUCACCUUGUCCCAAGCUGUAGACAAUAACAUGCUCUCAGUUGCCAAACAGCUGCUGGAGAGUGGCGUAAGUGAUUUCGCUUUUUCUUCUUCCCCCUCCUCUCCUUCGUCUCCUUCUUCGCUGCUGCUCAGACUAAUUGCUAUUUGCUCACUUCAUCCCCUAAUUCAUGGUUACAUCGAAAUGAUGGAGCUUCUCAUCGACAACGGCGCCUACACUUACCUGGUUGACAACAGCGGUAACACUCCCCUUCACUGGGCGGCUAGAAAUGGCAAUUUGGCUGCUGUGGCUGUAUUGUGUAGAUCUGCUCCUACCACCUACGUGGAGAACGCCAAUUGCCGUACACCACUGAAGGAGGCUCGCAAGCAUGGCCACCCCGAGAUUGUGCAAUACCUGGCUUUCCACGAUAGCACUGAAGAGUCGGAGCAACCUGAAGGAAGUGAGUUCGAACACACCAUCGUCGAUGCUGUGGUAAGCAAUGCAUUUCACUUUCCAUUCAACUCCUUCAUCAUCCACGUCUUUGUCACUGGUAGUUCUGUGAGAUCGGUUCCACUUCAAGCACUUCAUGCAAGGUGUGCUGUCCGUGCGUGCUGA